Messenger RNA from Nomascus leucogenys (northern white-cheeked gibbon), 5206 nucleotides. It is a transcript of the gene OCRL, whose product is annotated as OCRL inositol polyphosphate-5-phosphatase. Lineage: Eukaryota; Metazoa; Chordata; Mammalia; Primates; Hylobatidae. Gene Ontology annotation, cellular component: membrane; cytoplasm. Gene Ontology annotation, molecular function: inositol phosphate phosphatase activity; phosphatidylinositol-4,5-bisphosphate 5-phosphatase activity. The record is from RefSeq and is a predicted model, not a curated record. Gene Ontology annotation, biological process: signal transduction; phosphatidylinositol dephosphorylation.
GACGGAAUCUGCGGCGGCCUGGAAAACUGGCGGGGGCGCGAGGCGCCGCUCUCUCUCGGGUCAGAUUCUCAGCUCCCAGCUCCCCGCUCCCGGCUCCUGGCGCCCGGGCGCCCGGCGCGGAGCUGUUCCUCAAACGACACGCAGCCGAGGUGGGUGGGUGUAGGGACUCGGGAGCCAGUGUCGUCGGAUUCGCCCGCAGUCCGCUGUCCUGCUGAGCCCGGAGGCCGCCUGAAUGGAGCCGCCGCUCCCGGUCGGAACCCAGCCGCUUGCCGGUAUGGAGAUGAAGGGUCCUCUCCGGGAGCCCUGCGCCCUGACCCUAGCCCAGAGGAACGGGCAAUAUGAGUUAAUAAUCCAGUUGCAUGAGAAGGAACAGCAUGUUCAAGAUAUCAUUCCUAUAAAUAGCCACUUCAGAUGUGUUCAAGAAGCAGAAGAAACUCUUUUGAUUGACAUAGCUUCUAACAGUGGCUGCAAAAUUCGGGUUCAGGGGGACUGGAUCAGAGAGCGCCGCUUUGAAAUCCCUGAUGAGGAACACUGUUUGAAGUUCCUCUCAGCUGUCCUUGCUGCUCAGAAAGCUCAGUCACAACUUCUUGUUCCAGAGCAAAAGGACUCAUCUAGCUGGUACCAGAAAUUAGACACUAAGGACAAACCUUCUGUUUUUUCAGGGCUUCUUGGAUUUGAAGACAAUUUUUCUUCCAUGAAUUUGGACAAGAAGAUAAAUUCACAAAAUCAGCCUACUGGGAUUCAUCGGGAACCCCCACCUCCACCCUCUUCAGUGAAUAAAAUGCUUCCACGUGAAAAAGAAGCUUCUAACAAGGAGCAGCCCAAAGUGACUAACACCAUGCGGAAGCUCUUUGUACCAAAUACCCAAUCUGGGCAGCGGGAGGGUCUCAUCAAACAUAUCCUGGCGAAGCGAGAGAAAGAAUAUGUCAACAUUCAGACUUUCAGAUUUUUUGUUGGAACUUGGAAUGUGAAUGGCCAGUCUCCAGAUAGCGGGUUAGAACCUUGGCUGAACUGUGAUCCCAAUCCUCCUGAUAUCUACUGCAUUGGAUUCCAAGAACUGGACUUGAGCACAGAAGCCUUUUUCUACUUUGAAUCUGUGAAGGAACAAGAAUGGUCCAUGGCUGUAGAGAGAGGUUUGCAUUCCAAAGCCAAGUAUAAGAAAGUUCAACUGGUGCGCCUUGUUGGGAUGAUGCUUCUUAUAUUUGCCAGAAAGGAUCAGUGUCGAUAUAUUCGUGAUAUUGCUACAGAAACAGUUGGAACUGGAAUCAUGGGGAAAAUGGGAAACAAAGGUGGGGUAGCUGUGAGAUUUGUAUUUCACAACACCACCUUUUGCAUUGUCAAUUCCCAUCUGGCUGCCCACGUGGAGGACUUUGAGAGAAGGAAUCAAGAUUAUAAGGACAUUUGUGCGAGAAUGAGUUUUGUGGUCCCAAAUCAGACCCUUCCGCAAUUGAACAUCAUGAAACAUGAUGUUGUCAUUUGGUUGGGAGAUUUGAAUUAUAGACUCUGCAUGCCUGAUGCCAGUGAGGUGAAAAGUCUUAUUAAUAAGAAAGACCUUCAGAGACUCUUGAAAUUCGACCAGCUAAAUAUUCAGCGCACACAGAAAAAAGCUUUUGUUGACUUCAAUGAAGGGGAAAUCAAGUUCAUCCCCACUUAUAAGUAUGACUCUAAAACAGACCGGUGGGAUUCCAGUGGGAAAUGCCGGGUUCCAGCCUGGUGUGACCGAAUUCUUUGGAGAGGAACAAAUGUUAAUCAGCUUAAUUAUCGGAGUCACAUGGAACUGAAAACCAGUGACCACAAGCCUGUUAGCGCUCUCUUCCAUAUUGGGGUGAAGGUUGUGGAUGAACGAAGGUACCGGAAAGUCUUUGAAGAUAGUGUACGCAUCAUGGACAGAAUGGAAAAUGACUUCCUUCCUUCCUUAGAACUCAGCAGGAGGGAGUUUGUGUUUGAAAAUGUGAAGUUUCGGCAACUACAAAAGGAGAAGUUCCAGAUCAGCAACAAUGGACAGGUUCCCUGCCAUUUUUCUUUCAUCCCUAAACUUAAUGACAGCCAGUACUGCAAGCCAUGGCUUCGGGCUGAACCUUUUGAGGGCUACUUGGAGCCAAAUGAGACAGUGGACAUUUCUCUUGAUGUGUAUGUCAGCAAAGACUCUGUAACCAUCCUGAACUCCGGGGAAGAUAAGAUCGAAGAUAUUCUCGUCCUUCACCUGGAUCGAGGCAAAGAUUACUUCUUGACCAUCAGUGGAAAUUACCUCCCAAGUUGUUUUGGCACAUCCUUAGAGGCUCUGUGCCGUAUGAAAAGACCAAUCCGAGAAGUUCCUGUUACCAAACUCAUAGACUUGGAAGAAGACAGCUUCCUAGAAAAGGAGAAAUCCCUUCUGCAAAUGGUUCCUUUGGAGGAAGGUGCCAGCGAGAGACCCCUUCAGGUCCCCAAGGAGAUCUGGCUUCUAGUAGAUCACCUAUUCAAAUACGCCUGUCACCAAGAGGACCUGUUCCAGACCCCUGGAAUGCAGGAAGAGCUCCAGCAGAUCAUUGAUUGUCUGGAUACCAGCAUUCCUGAGACAAUCCCUGGCAGCAACCACUCUGUGGCUGAAGCACUGCUCAUUUUCUUGGAAGCCCUGCCAGAGCCAGUCAUCUGUUACGAGCUGUAUCAGCGAUGUCUUGACUCUGCUCAUGAUCCCCGGAUCUGCCGACAGGUGAUCUCCCAGCUUCCGAGAUGCCAUAGAAAUGUUUUCCGUUACUUGAUGGCAUUCCUUCGAGAACUCUUAAAAUUCUCUGAAUACAAUAGCGUCAAUGCCAACAUGAUCGCUACUCUCUUCACUAGUCUUCUCCUGAGGCCUCCACCCAACCUUAUGGCAAGACAGACUCCAAGUGACCGCCAGCGUGCUAUUCAGUUCCUUCUGGGCUUUCUGCUUGGGAGCGAAGAAGACUAAGCCUUUUACUAUUCUCAUAUUCUAGAAGCAGACGAUCUCGGGCUCCAAGUAUUUCAGAAUGAUUUAAAAAGUCAUGCCACAGGAAGGGUCUAUUGCAGAAUUUCAAGUUCUGUUUAUGGUAAAAAGGAAGAGCGUUUCCUAAUCCCUUCUUUACCAUAUCCUACACAGCAAAAUACUUUUAGACUUAUAUUGCCAAGCCAAAGUUACCAUAUUUUGGUGUUUUUGUGUUUUCUCUUUAUAAGGCAAAAAGAUCUGUAUUUACACUCCUUCACCUAGGAAUGUGUUUGUUGCCCUCCUACCCAAUUGUCACGAUUGUCCUUAGUACCCUAGGCCUAGAUUCUGAGAUGUUCCCAUUCUAGGCCUACAAGCACUACUUGCUGUAGCUGAGACUUGUCUAGAGUCCUUUGUAUUGCACUUUUGACCCACCCCUUCCCGGAUCACUCCUUUGCACUCCACUCCCCUCGUUCUGUCACUUUGAACGAAGUCUGAGUGAGGCUAGUGACUCCUUGGGUGUCCUCAACAGUGAAUUCACUGUCUGCGUGCAGUUAUUACAUGCAUUUGUGCAUUUCUACUACAAUGGCAUCUUUAUGUCUCUGUAACAUUGGCCUUUUCAUGGCUCCUCACUGGGUGGAACCAUAUUCUCUUAGAUCACAUUUAGUAGCAUAACUUUAGGGACUAUUAGAGAUGGCAUCUCAUCGAUGUGAGAGAAUCACAAUCAGAAUGGAAGCACUUUGAGUAUCUGAAGAGUGAGAGCAUUCAUGUUUGACAGGUCCUGCUUCCCACUAUCCUUUUCCUGUUAUUAUUCAAAUUUUACACAAGGACUAUUCCUGGGUGUCUCUGAGACCCAUCUCCUGCCUAGACAUCCACCUCCAGAGCAACACUGGCCCCACAGUAAAAGAGGGAGUCUUGUACCUCACGCAGGCCCAUCUAGAGCUAUUGCUCCUUCCCACAGCAAAGGUAUCGUGGAUGACUGUUAGAAUCCAUUCUCUGCUCUUCUGAAGUACCAAGGGCAGAUGUCACCUGCCUCAGCAGGACUGACUCUGGGCUCUACAACCAGCUCCUGCACGUAAAGGGUUCAGAGACUCCCCUUGGCUCCCAGUCACCAUAUCCAGUGUUGUGUAAAGAGACUGGCCAACAGGACCAACCAAGCACCUUACCUCUCCCAUACAAGAUGACCCUCUGAGCUUUUCAGUUAUUCAAGCUCUGUGGUACAGCCUUUUUUUAAAUAAAUUAAUCUAUAUUGGUUGACAAACAAGCCACCAACCACUGACUGCAAAACUGCUUGAUGCAAUUGGGUUCCUCCUGGUUUUCUUUUGUUACAACCACCCUUGCCUGUUUACAUUAAUUGCAAGGAGCAUAACGUACAGGCUCUAUGUACAAUCCUGAGCAUUGACUCCAUGACAUUUCUAGCAUAUCCAAGGCACCACCAGUGAUUUCCCCCGUUUCUUGGGAAAAAAAAAAAAAAGGUACGUAUUCUGCAAUAUGGCUAAACCUUUUCCUGAUUGAGAGUUAAAGCAAUAGGAGUCAAGUUACUGGUGCCACAGAUCUGGAGGUAUGAUAGGUCAGGGGCUGGGUGUUGAACUUAGUUAAUGGAAGACUGAGAGCAGAACAGGUUUGUCAUCUCCGCAAGGCCAGAAAGUGAUCACAAAAAGAGGCAGAUGAUAGACACUGGGGUAGGGUCAUACCACAGGGAAAUACCUUUCCUGGGCUUGUUUUCUAGCAUAUCGCUGACCUGGGAUCUUUGGGUGAUCAAGGGUGUGGUUAGUGGAGGCUCUGUGCUGCAUGUAUGCAGUAUCCUAUCUCUUUCUACAUCAGAUCAAAACACUAAGUUGGUGUACUGCCUCGACCUUUUUUCAGCUCAUCCUGGAACAUAUACAGGGUUGAGAGUUUUAGACAAUCUCUAGGUAGAGGAGACAAGACGUAGACCCAGACAGAAGAAAUCUGCUUCCCUACUAUGCCUAUUCCAGCACCCCAACCUGUAAUUCCCAAGUCCUCUAAGGUACUAAUUUGUAGCUGCUCUGAAGUAAGGAUUUCAGAUUCAGCUGGUAGGGAAAGACUGCACCUGCUGUCUUAGGGAAGAAAUGAUUCAAAUCCAUGUGGUGACAUUGCAUUAGUCUCCCUUUCACUGUUUUCUUAUUCUAUAAUUGUUUGUUAUAUUUCCCAAAAACGUCUUGAUCACUAAGCAAAGCUGCUAGUGGGAUUCUAUGUUUCGUGUCAUCUUUUUUAUUAUAAUUUAUUGCAAAUUUUUUUCUGAAUAAAUAUAUGUUGUGUGAAAAA